AGAUGUGAGGAUAGACUAUCAUUGUCAGCGCGCGAAAGAUAAAACAUGAUAAUUCAGAACAGGAACAAGCGGGAGGGAGAGAAAGCUAGCUAAAGGCGGAUCAAUAACACCAUUCAAAUUUAUUAGGCAACAUUUUUUAUACCUAUAUUACUGUCUUGUGGUCGGAAAGAAUACGGAAGUCUUGAUUUCACGGUUUUAAUGCAGGUUCACUCCAACUACACAAGUAAAAGGAGGAUAAAGUAAUUUAAGAUGAGUGUGGUGAUCUCGCAACAGGCACUGGAGCUCCCUGCUGAGGAACCAGUAGCCGAGAGUGAUUCAGACAGCGGGAUGGGCUCACCAGUGGAGGAGAUUGCUUCUAAAAUGAUUACCAAUACUGUCGACUCGCAAGAUUCAGAUGAUGACAUCACAGUGAACCGGCGGUCCAGUUGUCGGAAGGCCCUGAGAGACAGUGAUAGCGAGGAGGUUGUGCCUGAGAUAGCAGAGGCUUUGGUCCUAUCAGCAUCCAGCGGGGAUGAGAUGGAGACUGCUGAGGAAGAGGUCAAAAGGGCAGAAUUAAAGAGCAAGAAGAUAUCCCGGAUAGCCCCUAUCGACAGUGAUGGCAGCACGCCAGAGGAGGAGGAAGAGCUGGUCAAAAAGGAUGUGAAACUGAAGGAAGGGAAGAGGGAGAAGAGCCAGAGACACAGAGGGAAGAAAGAGAAGCGCCGCAAUGCUGUGGAGCGACUGAAGAACAAAGAGAGACCUGAAGAGGAGACCCCUUUGCCCCGUGCUCUGAAUGACAGCGGCUGUCUCCUUGGUGACAAUGACCUAUAUGAUGCUGGUCUCGAUGAUGAUGAAGAGGAAGAGUCUCUGGACGCCAUCAAAGCAGCAGUAAAGCAGAAAUCCAAGAAGCACAAGGAGCCUUUAUUUGAUGAUGAUGAUGAGGGAGAUGAUGAGGCUGGACCGAAACGGCGUCCCCAGGAGAGAAAGGCAGCUCGGGCUAGCAAGGAGGCCAUGAAGCACCUGCACAGUGAGACCCAGAGGCUGGUCCGAGAAUCCACAUGCGGGCUGCCCUACCACAUGCCUGAGCCCAAAAGCAUCGACCAGUUCUUCAAGAGGAGAGCCCGACCUGAGGGUUCUGCUAUGGCACUACUGAAGUCUGCCAAGUAUCAGGACUUGAUAAAGGAGGCAACCCCAACACCUCCUCCCCCCAACCCACCCAAGGAGUCCCAACAGCCCUCAGCCUCCCUGGACCCACCCUCCACCCAGACCCAAGCUCUCUCCCAGCCAACGGCCACUUCCUCCCCACACCAGGAGAACCACCGCAGGGCAGGGGAGACCUCUCCAACCCAGGAGCUCGACGACAAUGAAUUCCCACUACCUGAACUGGCCGCCAUUAUGCAGGGGGCUAAUAUUUCAGUGUUUGGUGGUGCUGAAAUUCCACCACCAGAGUAUAUGGAGGCUGGACCCCCAGAGCAGAACCAGGCAGAUCCCUCUGACUCCCAAGCCCAGGAGAUGGAGGCAAAGGCAGGGGAUUGGGAGGGAGCUCAGCCGCUACCUGCUAGAGCCAGCGUGGACCCCAUAGCACCACCAGUCAGAAAACUCAAGAAGGACAGGCUGGCCAGACUGAGGGAGCUGGGGGUGGAGCCCCCGCCUGUCCCCAAACUGUGUGCUGACGAUGGGUCCUUUGAUCUAGAGCCCCUUCAAGUUAACUCAGGCGUGGAGGCGUUGAAGGAGCGUUUCCUACGUCACGUCCAGCCUGUGGCCCAGCCCAGAGGGGAACGCACCGUGCAGCUCAGCGUCAUCUGUAAAGACAGCAACGAAGAACUCCACCAAAACACUGUCACCACCACCAUCAGGGAAGGGGAGGAGGAGGCUGCACACACCGCGCCUGGUGAGAAGCUGACCGACCUGAAGUCCCGUUUACAGCAGGCCAUGGCCGUAAAGAGACGGGAGGAUCGAGAACGCAAGGCUGCCCUCCAUCGCCUAGACAACGAGGACUGUGGCGAGGAAGAGGAAGAGGAAAUGACGGAUUCCGAGGGGGAAGAGGGUGUAGAUGAGCUACUGGGUGGUGAUGCUGAUGGCGAGGAUGAGGAUGACGACCAGGAUGAUGAUCAGGAGGAGGGCAGUGAGGCACAGAGGGGUGUGAGGAGCCCCUCCCUGUUAAGAUUAAAGGGUCCCUCUCCCACACCAGACAUGCUCAACACAGACGGAACCCUCAUGCUGUUUGCGAGCAGUUCCUGCUCGCGCACGGGGGAUGGUGUAAAGAGGACAGGGCCCGGUGGUCAAGACAGUUACACAAAGAUGGAGGAAGAAGAUUCUCUGUCCCUGGCCAAGGACAACAGUCACAACAGUAGUUUUGAGCUGCUGGGCUCCAUGCUGCCGUCCUACCAGCCGGUCAACCGCAGCACCACAGGAGGCAGGGGCCUGUCAGCCAGAACCUUUCGCUCCCCCUCACCCUGCUUCUUCAGACCCAGCUUCCUGGGAUCUGCCUCCAAGAGCUCAGGGAAACUCUCAGAGCCCUCUCUCUCGCUGCCCGUAGAGGACUCUCAGGACCUGUAUGCUCCCCCCUCCCCCGGCGAGUCUUCUGGCCCCCUGGGGGCCCCGUCCCAGGGUCGCUUCUCUCUGGAGGAGGACUCCCAGCUUUUGGAUGCCGACGGCUUCCUCAACGUGGGGCCCCGCACUGGCCCCCCGCGCUCCCACAAGAGGCAGCUCCUACUGGCCAGCCUGGAUGAGAACGCUAUGGACGCUAACAUGGGGGAGCUGUUAGGAAUGUGCUCUGGGGGGUUCGGGACUGCCAGAGAGGGCGGAGUGGGGGGGCUUGGGGCCUCGCAGGAGGAUGAAUUGUUAGGGCUGUGUUCUGGAAUGUUCCCUACCACACAGACGGAGGGAGCGAUGGAGAGGAAGAGCGAGGGAGGAGUUAGAGGGCUGGGGGCGACCCAGGAGGAUGAGCUGCUGGGGCUGUGUUCGGGAGUGUUCCCCACCGCACAGGCAGAAAGGGAGAAGGAGGGAGCGGAAGGGAGGAAGAGGGAGGAAGCCAAGAUGGAGUUGGAAAUGGACCGAGACGAUGACAUGGAUCAGCUGCUCGGCCUCUGCUCUGGGAAGUUUACUACUCAAGGUGUCUCCCCCUUGCGAUCCAACUCUAGCUACGCCCCACACUCUUCAACUGCGGAAGACCGAAGAACGAGACUGGCGGAAGAGGAUUGUGAGUUUCGACUUUUGUCAGACGUGGAGAGCCAGAGUGAGCAGGAAGACCAUGAUGGCGACGAGGAUGACGAGAACGAGGUGGAGGAGGAGGAGAGGGAGGCUGUGUUUGCACCCCGGCAAGGAAAGAAGAAAAUGCACAUGGCAGAGUUUGUGGACUCUGAGGCUGAGCUCUCAGGUAGUGAUGUGGGCAGUGAGGAUGAGGAUGACGGUGAGAAUGAAUAUGAGGAGGAGGAGCUGCUGGACGAGCUGCCGUCUGAUGAAGAGCUGCAGGACCAGGUCAACAAGAUCCACAUGAAACAGGUCCUUGACGACGACAAGCGGCGACUGCGGCUGUACCAAGAGCGUUACCUAGCCGACGGGGACCUGCACUCAGACGGCCCGGGCCGAGCUCGCCGCUUCCGCUGGAAGAACAUAGACGAUGGCUUUGACAUGGACGGAAUGGGGGCAGAGGGGGAGGAAGAUGAGGAGGAGGAGGAAGAGCUGGACCAGGCAGAGCUGCAGAGGAGGAAAGAGAGGCUGGAGAGGGAGCAGUGGCUACGAGAACAGUCGGAUGCUAAGGCCAAGAAAGGGGAGGACUUUGACAUGGACGAGGAGGAGGAGAAGAUUGGCGAGGAGGACAGCCAGUUCAUGAAGCUGGCCAAGAAACUGACCGCCAAGAAACUACAGAAGAAAGAGCUGCCUGUUGCACCCCAGGCGGACAGAGAAUUCCCAGCUCAGAACCCCUUCCAGAGACCUUCUCAACCCACCAUGGUGAAGAGGGGCUCGUUGCUCAGCCAGCCCCGCUCGGUCCUGCAGAAGCUGGCCUGUAUCUCCGAGGGGAACCCGCUAGCCCCCCGCAACACCCGAGGGUUCGUCUUCCAAAGCCUAUCGCCAGAGAAAGAGGCCUCGGCUGCAGAAGCCCCCAAAAAACAGAUGAAGAAGAGGGGACAAAUCCAGGUUUUGGCCCCGGCUGCUAAGCGGCCAUGUCGAGAAAACAACGCACCAGCAGCCAAAGGACCCCAAAGAAGUAUUUUCUGUUACCUGGAGAACUGAGGUGCCUGACAAUUGUGCCUGAUGUGCCAAUCAUACACACAUCCAGAGUGUGUACUACCUUGUAAAAUCUGGUGUCAACAACAUUCACACUUUCUCCGGGACCCCAUUGACUCUUUUGGACACUUGAUUGUGUCCUACUUAAUUUGUGUCCUGAAUCUUUUUUUUUCUUUUUUUUAUCAUGUAAAUAGAAUGGGUUUGAUUUUAUAAUUUUUUUUCAGAUUUUUAAAUGUACUUGUUUUAAGUUUGUAAAUUAAAGCGUAUUUUACCACA
Messenger RNA from Oncorhynchus keta (chum salmon), 4485 nucleotides. Its product is annotated as claspin-like. The coding region runs from base 250 to 4215 and encodes 1321 amino acids. Gene Ontology annotation, biological process: mitotic DNA replication checkpoint signaling; activation of protein kinase activity; mitotic G2 DNA damage checkpoint signaling. The record is from RefSeq and is a predicted model, not a curated record. The transcript has 23 exons. Gene Ontology annotation, molecular function: anaphase-promoting complex binding. Lineage: Eukaryota; Metazoa; Chordata; Actinopteri; Salmoniformes; Salmonidae.